AUGGAAGAAAGUCCUAGAGGAAAGGGACUUUAUUGCGAUAGCCUGCGGGAACAAUUGAGAAGUUAUAGUUAUAUUUUAAAAAGAAUAUUACCGUCGACACAUCAGCAUGAUGAGCAAUUUAUGGAUAAUAUUUUGCAAGCCGGGUGCUGUAUAUCGGACAUUCCUGAGGGGAAACUCGACCAGCCACGGCGCUGCGAUCUUCUAUAUUACUUAGCAGGAGCCAUAAUAUAUGAAAAAAUCCAAGACAAUGCUGAAUUGGGGCGCAUUAUGAGUGCAUUACCCGGAGCAUUACAAGAGUACUGCAGUAACCUAGAAUGUAAAAUAGAACAGGAAAAUGGUGGAAUAAAGUUAUUCGCUAAAAUGUACGACCUAGGAAUGGAUCCAUUGCAGCCUGAAGAAAUAACGGAAGAUGCCGAGGAUGACGACGAAGAAGACGAGGAGGAAGUGGACGAAGAUUCAACUAACGUUAGCUGUGAAAGAUAUAAGGAAUAUUUGAAAAAAAUUGCCGAUAAAUAUGAAACUGUAAAAAUGUCAUGCAGCGGGGCAAACCUUGCGAACUGUUUAGGGGUGGAAAAAGGGUAUAGGGAUAAAAGUCCACAGGAACUUUACGAGGCAAUGUAUGGAAUAGUGGAUCCACAGAAACCAGUAUUAAUAAUAAAGAGAAACACACUAGAGGAGAACUGCCAAGAUAAACGUCUACCCUCACAGAAAAUAUAUUGUGAACUCGGAAGUACCGAGCAACUGUGUAAUGGUGAAGGUAGGAGCACGUCGGAAGAAAUAGCGUGUACGCUGAAGGGUAUAGUGAAUGACUACGCGAAGUCCAUGGAAUAUGAGGAUCAAGUUGUAAAAGCCUGGUGCCACGUGCCCAACAUGAAAGAGAGCGUUGCCCCUAAGAGUGAACAUUGUAAAUAUUUAUAUUAUUCGAUAGGGGAUACACUAUUCAAGACAUCGAACAAAGGUCAAGAGUUCUCUGAAGCUAUGCAUAAAGUCUACGAAGAAUUAAAAAAACUGAAUGGACUAAGCACUAGUAAUAACCAGUGCGAAGUUAUAUACGGUGGCAUUAGCUUGGACACUUUUAACCAUAUGAAACCAAUGUUCGAUUAUGAUCAUGAUUAUACCACUAUAAGGGCAUGCACAGAUGAUCCCAAAACUACGGGGCCUCAGUGA
Messenger RNA from Plasmodium coatneyi, 1167 nucleotides. RefSeq names its product KIR protein. Bases 1 to 1167 code for a protein of 388 amino acids. NCBI's taxonomy places the organism in Eukaryota, Apicomplexa, Aconoidasida, Haemosporida, Plasmodiidae. The record is from RefSeq and is a predicted model, not a curated record. The transcript is spliced from 2 exons.